Messenger RNA from Cephus cinctus (wheat stem sawfly), 2318 nucleotides. RefSeq names its product NEDD8-conjugating enzyme Ubc12 (gene UbcE2M). The record is from RefSeq and is a predicted model, not a curated record. Lineage: Eukaryota; Metazoa; Arthropoda; Insecta; Hymenoptera; Cephidae. The transcript has 4 exons. The coding region runs from base 184 to 729 and encodes 181 amino acids.
AGCCUCGGGUGGCCGAAUUUUUGUCGCACGUGAUAAUAGUCGGGGGAGACAGGUUUCCUAUAGCCAGUUGAUCCCCUUGUCAAAAAUUGUAGGUUUUUCAUAUAUUUUUGUUCUCGUCGUGAACACGCUUCAAUAAAAGUACUUGUAUGCCUCAUUACGCUGCAGCUAAACUUAUAGUUUAACAUGAUUAAAUUAUUUUCGUUGAAACAAGCGAAAAAAGAUGGCGAAUCUCCGAAAGCUGGAACCCAGAAGAAGGCCUCUGCAGCGCAGCUGAGGAUUACGAAAGACAUAAAUGAGCUCAACCUACCGAAAACAUGCGGCACAGAAUUUCCAGACCCUGAUGACCUGCUGAGUUUUAAGUUAAUUAUCUGUCCUGACGAAGGUUUUUAUAGAGGUGGACGAUUCGUAUUUAGUUUUAAGGUUGGACCCAACUAUCCACACGAACCACCAAAAGUCAAAUGUGAGACACAAGUUUAUCAUCCAAAUAUUGACUUAGAGGGUAAUGUUUGUUUAAAUAUUCUGAGAGAAGAUUGGAAACCUGUUCUCACCAUUAACUCCAUCGUUUAUGGACUACAAUAUCUCUUCUUAGAACCCAAUCCGGAAGAUCCAUUAAAUAAAGAUGCAGCAGAGGUUUUACAGAAUAAUCGGAGAGUAUUUGAGCAAAAUGUAUCGAAAGCAAUGCGAGGUGGAUACGUAGGCUCAUUUUUCUUUGAACGAUGUCUCAAGUGAUACAUUGCCUCUUGGAUCACACUGUACACACUCCUGCAGAGACUCACAAUCGAGGGAGAAAUCCUGAAAGACUGGACGAGUACAGAGCGGCACAGCGCGUUCAUCACAACUUGUGUCUCCGCUUUAUACAUAAUUACGUUCUUCACGUCUUGCCAGGCCUUCAAACAUUUAAUCCAUCAAGUAUUUUAUGCUUUUGGCUAAUAAAUUACUAAAACGUUCGAAAACGCAGAGUUUACUAAUCACGGAAAGACCAUGAGACAAAAAGACACGGGAGACAGUUAUGUCUGUAUAGCCAUACUGUAUUUACGAUCAGUGUGUCAAGCUAAGUUGCGACGAGUAAAAUUAAAUUCUAGAAACAUACAAAAAUGCGACGUACACUUUUAUUUGCUGGUUAACAAUAACGAAGCCUAACGUAUCGUCCUUCAAAAUGCUUCGAUCUUAUCCUUCAUUUGUCUCUUUUUGAUCUUAUUAAAGUGUAUCUCGCAUGGCGCAAGAGUCGUCGGUACUUUGACUCGCUAGACGUACGGAUAGUAAUUUCACUUUAAAACCCUGUUUACCAAUGAAAGUGAUAUAGAUUCUUGUACUAGCUGUCAAUCUUAACUUUGUAAUCAAGACUACAUUUAUUUGCAGACAUAGUUGUAAAGUCAAAAAGUCAUGAAGAUUUUCUUGGCUUGGCGAAAGCGGCGUACACAUCCCGAUUUUUUAUGAUUAAAUACGGUCAAUGAGGGGUUCACAUAGUGAUCUUGGCACGAAUUUAUCAGUUCGGCUUUAUCGGUGCACUUAUAUCGAUUUUUAAAAAUUGUUCUCUGUUCUUGUACGCACCAUCGUAAAAGGAAGGACACUAUGGAUACUUAAUAAUCCGCAUUAGAGAGUUACAUGUUUACUGGGGAAGAGCACGAACCAUUGUAAUAACAUGACAAAUUGAAUUAGGUGAAUUUUUUUUUUUUUUUAUUAGAACGAUAAGAAUUUUGGCAAACAGUUCAACGAUGGACGCCAAUUGUGCAGAUAUUAGGAGAUAAAUGUGAAUGAUAAUGAAGAAUCGUGGACGUUGUAUUAUCUCGCAUCGCGGAUAGACGAAUGAAUUAUUGUAUAAGCCUUCGAAAAUCACAAGCGCUAUAAAACUAGCAGAUGACAAUUGUUAAAUUAGGAGAAAUAGCACAAGGAAACGGCACGCCACAGCUGUCCUCAAUUCUCUGAAUCCUUUGCCACCAUCUAAGCUAUGCAAAUCUUUGCUGAGGAAGUACAAACUAUUAAAAACAAUAGUAUAUCUUAACGAGAUAUGAUUACUCAGCCUCUGCAACUAUUUCCGAAUUCACAAACGGUUAGUGAUACAUUGAUGAUCUCUCGAAUCAAGGCAGACAGUGAUCCGUAUAUUUAUAGAUUUAAAUUUCAUCUUCGGCAGCGGAUACUAAUCCCAAGGAAUAUCUUGAGCAAGGCGUGACGUUAUUAAUAGUGCGCAUUCAUUUUUCGUUCGUUCCGCCUUGGUACGAAAGACAGGUAACAACAGAAUAUUCGUGAAUGUUGAUAAUGUAAUUAUGUAAUAAGAAAAAUAAUAAAAAUAUCGAUUCGAAACUUUCAAAGCAACAGCA